UGGGACACGACAGAAGAGAUGCAGGAAAGUUCAACAGACCCUGACAAGUGUGAAAAUGGCGUCCUUGAUCUCAGCUUACGUAGCCCUGCUUCGAUGCAAGAGGAAAAAGAAAACGAGAAGCAGCACAAGAGUUGCCAAGCAGAAACAGAGGUUCGCCGUGUGGGAGUUCAUUAGGAAGACCCCUAUUCGAUCACACAAAUCGAGCAUUCAUAUGCAGCUAAAGAAACCACAUUCCAGUGCUCAGGAACCCAAACCAUGCCAAGACCACUUUCCGAAGGUCUCUCUGAGGCAACCUGCAACUUUUAGACCGGGCUUGGACUAGAUGGCUUUUGGAAACUGGUCACAACAGUGACUCGGUGUGGUCAAGUUUGUGGAAACAUGACCAUUGAGGACCAGGUAUUGUUAACACUCAUGAGACUUCGCUUAGGGCUUUUGUAUUUUGACUUAGCACUGAGGUUUGGCACAUCUGUGGCGCACACGGGUAAAAUAUUUCGCAGAAUGAUUGGAAUUCUAGAUGGCAUUAUGAGGAAUGUCGUCGUGUGGCUGCCAAUUGAAACAAUUUUGGCAACAAUGCCAAGGCAAUUUUCUGAAAGUCAGUAUGCCGACACCACCUGCAUCAUAGACUGCAUGGAAGUCUACAUGCAGCGGCCUAAGAAACUUUAUCCAAGAGGGCAGACAUACAGCCCAUACAAGGAUUGUAACACGGUUAAAUUCCUCGUGGCAAUUGCACCAAGUGGUUUUGUAAUGUUUGUAUCAAACGCAUACGGUGGACGAGCUUCAGACAAAUUUAUUGUUGAAGAGUCUGGACUUGUUGACAACUUGACUGAAGGUCAUGUAAUCAUGGCAGACAGGGGCUUUAGUCUGAGUGAUUCCAUGAAGAGAAAGGGCGUGAAGCUCAACAUGCCAGCCUUCUCAAAAGGCAAGCUUCAGUUCAGUGAACGAGAGGCAACUCCUUCGAGAAGGAUCUAA
Rhipicephalus sanguineus (brown dog tick) is the source of this 969-nucleotide messenger RNA. RefSeq lists its product as uncharacterized. Lineage: Eukaryota; Metazoa; Arthropoda; Arachnida; Ixodida; Ixodidae. The record is from RefSeq and is a predicted model, not a curated record. The transcript has a single exon. The coding region runs from base 379 to 969 and encodes 196 amino acids.